Messenger RNA from Carya illinoinensis, 930 nucleotides. Its product is annotated as probable phospholipid hydroperoxide glutathione peroxidase. Bases 149 to 658 code for a protein of 169 amino acids. The transcript is spliced from 6 exons. Gene Ontology annotation, cellular component: cytosol. Gene Ontology annotation, molecular function: glutathione peroxidase activity. NCBI's taxonomy places the organism in Eukaryota, Viridiplantae, Streptophyta, Magnoliopsida, Fagales, Juglandaceae. The record is from RefSeq and is a predicted model, not a curated record. Gene Ontology annotation, biological process: response to oxidative stress.
UGUCGUCUCGGUAGAGGGAAUCUUAUCCCGUUCCAAGCAAAUCCGUUUGUGCUUUUCAACUGUUUCGCCUAUUUCUUUGGUCCCCCGCAAUUCAAUUAAGGGUUCUCCAGAUUUGUGUUUUGUGUAAUUUGCGAGAUCGGUUUGAGCAAUGGCUAGCCAAUCCCAGAGUAACUCGCUCCAUGACUUCACCGUCAAGGAUGUUAAGGGAAACGACGUUGAUCUCAGCCAGUAUAAGGGGAAGGUCCUCUUGAUCGUCAAUGUUGCAUCCAAAUGUGGCUUGACUAAUUCUAACUACAAUGAGCUGAGUCAGUUGUAUGGGAAAUACAAAGAUCAAGGAUUGGAGAUUUUGGCAUUCCCCUGCAAUGAGUUUGGAGCUCAGGAGCCGGGGAACAAUGAGCAAAUCGUAGAGUUUGCUUGCACUCGCUUUAAGGCUGAGUAUCCUAUAUUUGAUAAGAUUGAAGUGAAUGGUGCGAAUGCUGCUCCAGUGUACAAGUUCUUGAAGGCAGGCAAAUGGGGAAUAUUUGGGGAUGAUAUCCAAUGGAACUUUGCCAAGUUUUUGGUUGACAAGGAUGGGCAAGCUGUUCAUCGUUAUUAUCCCACAACUUCUCCUCUUAGCCUUGAGCUUGACAUCAAGAAAAUGUUGGGAGUGGAUGAAUAGUGAUGUGGCUUGAGCAUGGGCAUCGGAACUUUUUAGCUUUCCUUUCAUACCUCGUCAUCCAGCAUUGUUGGAUCUGAGAGAUGAGGUGGUGUAUGCGCACCUGUGUAUAUUUCAAUAAUGUCAUUGUAUGACUCAUGCUGUGAAGAAGAAGUUGCAUGCCUCUCAAAAAACAGAAAAGGCAGACCGUUUAGUUAUUAACAAACCCAAGUUUGAACCAUUUGUAGAGGAUCCAAAUUCAGUUAAAUUAUCAAACAAUCCUCUUUAAGCUUUUA